UUCAGAGGUGGUGGCUCUGGGAGGGAGGGAGGAGUACCAUGCUAUCAGUUAUUUGCACAUUUCAAUGAAUUGCGUGUGUGUGCUUGUGUGUGUCUUUGAAAACUCCUAACGCACUGCCUCACGGCAUUUUAUUACAACAUGGCAUAAACAAGAUUUUCCUCAAUAUAUUCUUCAAGAAUGUUUCCAUACCUUCUUGUGAGCGUGCUUCUGGGGUCAUGCUACUGCAGCAAGGAAGGCAGUAUGACAUUGGGACGUCCAGAGUUGUUUGGCCCUUCCGUAGCUUUAUUGAAUGACGUUGACGUCUUUAAUUGUCAUCUGACGAUCUACCCUAAGAAUGAAACUAUCCUACUGGAGUUGUUCAAGGAGGGAAACCGUAACAAGUUGCUGGGGUACUACACUUCCUCGGAUGGGCAAGCUGCGUCCUUCUCCAUUGUAAUCCAAACUUUUCAUGAGGGGAACCUGGAGUGUGUGGCUAGAGCGCAGAACAAUUCUCUAGUGGAGCCCUCUGUCAGCUAUACACACAACCUCAAAGUCAUUGAGCCAGUUGCAGGUGCAAAGGUCAACAUUCAGUCGGGUGCCGCCGAGUUCUUCGAGGGAAGGACACUGGAGCUGAGGUGUACUCUCACAGCAGGAAAUUACGUCUCUUACAAGUGGCGAGUAAAUGGUCAACCCGUCUUACAGUCGCCGCGCCACAAUGUUGCAAAUGACCAGCUUGUCAUCAACAGAACCACCUCUGCAAACAGCGGCUUGUACAUGUGUGUUGCUGCAAACAGCUACAACACAACACGAGUCUUCACAACCAGUAGCUCAGAAGUGGAAAUCACAGUCAAAGAUGUGGUGUCCAACCCUGACAUUUCCUUCAACGUGAUGAAGGAGGAAUCCAACAACUAUUUCGCUGUGGUCACCUGCCAGUCAACCAGAGGGACACUGCCCAUCACUUUUUCUCUCUACAACAGGACAGAAUUGGCUUUCAGUAUGACAGCUGAAGAGAGAAAAGUAAACUUCAAGGUUCCAUUGGUUUUGGACAGACACUUGACACUCCAGUGCCAAGCCAAUAAUAGUGACGAGGUUGCAUACAGUCGGUGGUUGCCCUUACAAGUUGUAAGUGUUGGCGGGCCAGUUGUAAUGCACUAUGACUUCGACAUUGGACAAAACAAUGCUGUAAUUGGUCUGAGGUUCUACUGCAAGGCAACAAAGGGAACUCAUCCACGGUUCCAGUGGUUCCUCAACCAAACUCUUCUCCAAGAUCGAGGAAGCUUUUACUACGUGGUCAAUCAGCCACCAGACCAGUCCAUCCUGUUGCUGUCUGUCGGGAGCAGCAGUGCAGGGACGUACCAUUGUGAAGUGGCUGACAUCUUUGACAACACCACUGCCAUCAGCAGCAAUAAGCAGUACAUAGACAUAAAAGAGCUCAAUGAACUCCCUGUUCCUGUAGUAGCCGUUGUCUUUGGAUGCUUCACUUUAUUGGUUGUCCUUGUAUCUGCUUGUUGUUUUGUUGGAGUGUUGUCCAGGAGAACAAAGAGUGGAGAAGAGUCCCUUGUAAGCCAGAAGAUGGAGACCUUUUCCGCAAAUGAGGAGGAUGAGCUGGAUAUGUCAGAGUACACAGAGGACAAUGAUGUGGUGAGAUCAGCCAGAUGGGAUGACUUAGAUUGGGUAUCAGAAACCUCUGCAGAUGAUGCGCUGUUUAUGGAUGAACCAACUGAUGAGCACUGAGAGAACAACCUCCUGUGUCUUCUCGCCCCCCCCUCUCCUUCUUUUUCACAGCAAAAUGGUCACUUUAAGAGUGUGUUUGUGUUACAGUCAAAAGGAUCCAGGUUUGAAUGGUGGCUCAGGCCUUUCUCUGUGGAGCCCAUAGAUGUGUCUAGCCCACUUUUGAAGCACCCCUAAAGUAAAUCUAAGCACCCCCAAAUUUUGAGACCUCUUAAGCUUUUAUUUACUGUAUGUCUUCUUUGGCAGACUAGAGAAACGUGAUAAAGUACCGUAAUUUUCUGACUAUAAGCCGCUACUUAUUGCACAUGCGGUGCAGAAUAUAAAUACAUUUUUCAUUUCUAUGAUAUUGUAAGAGGUUUUUUUUUUGUAAGACAGAUAAUGGACACUCGCUAAUUGUGCUGUGCCCAUGAACUGAGAAGCAGACAUUGUUAGAUUACUGUGUUGUAGCAUACAAUAGUAUAAACAGAAAAAGGUUGUGUUUGUCAAUUUGUGUUGUGAAACUGGACAUUGCAGUUAAAGCAAAUCCAGUUUUUUAAAAAAAACAUUAAUAGCAUAAAUGCUUGAGCAAGCAUUACCUAGCUUUUAGUUA
Molecule: messenger RNA, 2299 nt
Organism: Syngnathus acus (greater pipefish)
Lineage: Eukaryota; Metazoa; Chordata; Actinopteri; Syngnathiformes; Syngnathidae
Product: Fc receptor-like protein 5
Exons: 13
Coding region: 178-1713 (511 amino acids)
Source: RefSeq, a predicted model, not a curated record